GAUCUUUUGCCCGCAUUCCCACAGUGACUGGCCACAACGCCUCGGGGGCCAGAGAACGAGCCGUUCUGUGCACUGUGCUUUACCACUAAGCUGUGCCUCUUCUCCCAAAGAGGGAAGCUCCCUCUUGAAUUACACUGAAGCUUCUGGAGUAAUACCCCUUUUCUUGCUGCAGUGGUGGAACAGCUCCCAGCCACCAGCUCUCAACUCGAGCCAAGUGGCUGUGCCUCCGAAGAGGACGCCCCGUUGCUAACUCUUGAGGAAGUGGCUCGGAUGACCAAUACAGCCUACUUCAAGGCCUCGGUGAAGGAUGAGAGUGGCCAGGAAGCCCUGGAGCAGCUUGCUCAAGAGCAAGAGGGCCACCUGCACGUGCAGAGGCCUGUGUACGAGCCCCCGCCUCCCCCCGCACCCAUGGAACCUCUCUACGAACCGGGCCAGGAUGGGAAGGUGACAGAGACCCCUCCUGAAGUGUUCCAAGCACUGGCUGAGCUGGGCUAUGCCUCCUUCCGACCAGGGCAGGAAGCCGCCGUGAUGAGGGUACUUUCAGGGCUCUCCACCCUGGUGGUCCUGUCCACCGGAAUGGGGAAAUCUCUCUGCUACCAGCUUCCGGCUUACCUGUACCGCAGGCGGUCCAGAUGCAUCACUCUGGUGAUCUCGCCGCUGGUGUCACUGAUGGAUGACCAGGUCUCUGGGCUUCCCCCGUGCCUGAAGGCGGCCUGCGUGCACUCCAACAUGUCCAAGGCCCAGAAGGAAGCCGCUCUGGACAGGGUGAAGGCCGGGCUGGUCCACGUGCUUCUGCUCUCCCCCGAGGCCUUGGUCGGCGGGGGCUUCCCGGGGUCCAGCUGCCUCCCGCCCGCUGACCAGCUGCCCCCCGUGGCGUUCGCCUGCAUCGACGAAGCCCACUGUGUCUCCGAGUGGUCCCACAAUUUCCGUCCCUGUUACCUGCGAGUUUGUAAGGCUCUUCGGGAUCGCUUGGGCGUGCGCUGCUUCCUGGGCUUGACAGCCACCGCCACCCUCUCCACGGCGCGGGACGUGGCCCAUCACUUGGGCGUCCCGGAGGGCGAGGGGAUCGCCGUGCGCUCUGCUGCCGUGCCGCCCAACUUGCACCUCUCGGUCUCCACCGACAGAGACAAAGACGAGGCCCUGGUGAACUUGCUGAAAGGGGAGAGGUUCGGAAGCCUGGACUCUGUCAUUGUUUACUGCACGCGCCGGGAGGAGACAGUCCGGAUCGCAGCGCUCAUCCGCACAUGUCUCCAGGGGGUGAUGCUCAAAGCACCACCCGAAGCGGAGGAACACAAGGACCCAAGCUCCGCUGCGGAGAGGAAGAAAGCAAAAGCUAAAAAGCACCUCCGCCGGCCUCUGAAAUGGGUUGCCGAGGCCUACCACGCGGGCAUGUCGGCCGCUGAGCGCCGCCGGGUGCAGAACAGCUUCAUGUCCGGCCAGCUGCGCGUGGUGGUGGCGACCGUGGCCUUCGGCAUGGGGCUGGACAAGCCGGACGUGCGGGGCGUGGUGCACCACAACAUGCCCAAGAACUUUGAGAGCUACGUGCAGGAGAUCGGGCGCGCAGGGAGGGAUGGCCAGCCGGCCCAGUGCCACCUCUUUCUGGACCCCGAGGGCGAGGACUUGCACGAGCUGAGGCGUCACAUCUACGCGGACACGGUGGACUUCUUCACUGUGAAGCGGCUCGUGCAGAAGGUUUUCCCCAGCUGCAGGUGCCGAGAACUGCGCCAGAGGCAGCAGGAGCUCAGCAAGGGCGCCGAAGUGCAGGAUGCAGAGACGCUGAGCGCCCCGGAAGGAGGCUGCGGGCAGCCGAGAGCAUGCUUCAGGCACGAGCGAGCCAUCCCGAUCCAGCAGACCGUGGAAGCCCUGGACUUGCGGGAGGAAGGCAUCGAGACGCUCCUGUGCUACCUGGAACUGCACCCCCAGCGGUGGCUGGAGCUGCUGCACCCCACCUCCUCAUCCUGCCGGGUGGUGUGCUACGGCGGUCCCCAGCAGCUGCGGGGGGCGGCUCGGAGGUGCCCCCCCCUCGCCGUCUGCCUGGCCCGGCGGCACCUGAAGGGGGCCAGUCCCCGUCUCGGAGGUUCUGUGGAUUUUGACGUCAUUGAGCUGGCGGACUCCAUGGGCUGGGAGGUGCUGCCAGUGAAGCGAGCUCUCCGUCAGCUGCAGUGGGACACACAACUGCAGACGGGCUCCGGCGGGUCUAAGAGGAGUGGGAUCCUCGUGGAAUUUAGCGAGUUAUCCUUUCACCUGCGCGCCUACGGGGACCUCGCUGACGAGGAGCUGGACUCUGUGAGUGACUUCCUGCACCGUCGAGUGAUGGCCCGGGAGAAGGCAGCCCUCCACCAGCUCCACGCUUGCUUCCAGGCCUUCCAAAGCGUGGCUUCCCCAGCGCACACCCACUGCUGUGACCGUGUGGACGAAGGGAGGAGUGCCCAGCUGAAGUCGCUGCUGAUGAAUUAUUUUGAGAAGGGUACGGUUCUGGAUGAAGAGCAGGGUGCCGAGGACCUGCAGGACAACAAGCUUCAGGACUGGGAGGAGCACAUCCGAGCCGACAUCCGCCACUUCCUGUCCAUCCGGCAUGAUGAGAGGUUCACCGGAAGAGCUGUGGCCAGGAUCUUCCAUGGCAUCGGGAGUCCACGCUACCCUGCCCACGUUUAUGGCAAAGACCGGCGAUUCUGGAGGAAGUACAUCCGCUUCGACUUCAACAGGAUCAUGCGCUGGGCCACGGAGGAGAUCAUCCAGUGGCACUGAGUGGCCUGCACAGACGUCUGUCUCGAGAGACGAGCUCCCACCGCAAAGCGGUCGGCUCCCUGCAGCCUGCGCAGGUUGCUCUAGCUGCCAGACAGGAAGAACCACGCGCCAGUCCCGAGUUGCCGGAAGGGCCUUUCGGGGGCCAUAAGAAAAGGCACGGCUUCCCUGAGGGCUUUCUGGAACUUUCUUGUGAGGGACAUGGGGUCAGUCCCAUCAGGACCAUCAAGUUCUCCAUUGCCCUAGCAUAGAAGGGCUGAAGGGUGAUCAUGUGUUUUUCUCUCUAGAUUUUUGCUCUUGUUGUAUGUUUCUGUUUUAUAUUUGCAUUUUUAGAAAUCUGCCCUGAGCAACUGGAAAAAGGGUGCUUAGGGGGCCCCUUUCUGAACACUUCUUCUUAGGGAUUUUAAUUCACCAUCCGGCGUUCUACAUAUGUUCAGUGUUCCUGAAUGAGCUCGCCUUCUCUAGGAUGCUGGCCCGGGGGGUGGGGGGGAGUUGGCCAGUUGAGGAGCGAUCAGCAUGGACUGACUUUUUUAAACAUCAUGUUGAGUAACGGACGGCCAGGCUCCCCUCCAUAGAAUAAUUGUGAGCAGUGCCUGCAAAGCAUGGCUAGAAACUCCCACUUUUGCCCGUUGCCCUGCUGAGGCGGAAUCUGACACCCACCUCAAACACGAGGGGGUUUUAAAUCUGUAUUGAAUCUGCUGAAUGCUUGUGCAAUGUUAUAAAAUUUAUCCUGAACUGACUGCUAAUCUGGGUCGAAUGCUGCUUUCUCUCUCAGACCUUCACAUCUUUCUGCAUAACCUUUCCCGG
This is a messenger RNA of Varanus komodoensis (Komodo dragon), 3552 nucleotides long. It is a transcript of the gene RECQL4, whose product is annotated as RecQ like helicase 4. The record is from RefSeq and is a predicted model, not a curated record. Gene Ontology annotation, molecular function: nucleic acid binding; four-way junction helicase activity; 3'-5' DNA helicase activity. Bases 271 to 2748 code for a protein of 825 amino acids. Lineage: Eukaryota; Metazoa; Chordata; Lepidosauria; Squamata; Varanidae. The transcript is spliced from 17 exons. Gene Ontology annotation, cellular component: nucleus; chromosome; cytoplasm. Gene Ontology annotation, biological process: double-strand break repair via homologous recombination; telomere maintenance.